AUGGCUGCCAAGACUGUCUUGAUAGUUUAUGCACAUCAGAGCCCCACUUCGUUCAACUCCGCUGCUCAUAAAGUCGCUGAAGAAGCACUAAAGGAGCAGGGCUGCAAAGUCCUUGUCUCAGACCUGUAUGCCAUGGACUUCCAGGCCUCUGCAACCAGAAAGGAUAUCUCAGGUGAUCUGAAGGAACCAGAGAACUUCAAGUAUGGAGACGAAGCGAUGGCUGCUUGGCAGGAGGGUCGACUCUCUAAAGACAUUACAGAAGAGCAACACAAGGUGGAAGAGGCAGAGUUGAUCAUCUUUCAGUUUCCUCUCUAUUGGUUCAGUGUCCCUGCCAUCAUGAAAGGUUGGAUGGACAGAGUUUUGUCACAAGGAUUUGCCUUUUCACUCCAAAACAUGUACGACAAUGGCAUUUUUAAGGACAAGAAGGCUGUGUUGUCUAUUACCACCGGGGCCAUGGAAUCUAUGUUUUUCUCUGAUGGCAUCAGUGGGGACAUAAAUGUAACACUGUGGCCAUUGCAGAAUGGAGUCCUUCACUUCUGUGGAUUUCAAGUUCUUCAACCGCAGAUCUUCUGGAGCAUUGCACAUACACCCCCCAACAUAAGGACAGUCUUGUUGGAUGCUUGGAGAGCAAGACUGAAGGGGAUAUGGGAAGAGAAACCGCUGUCCUUCGCAUCCUGUGCACUCUUCGAUCUUAGCUUUCAAGGAGGGUUUCGCCUGACCUCUGAGGCUAAGGAAAAACUUAACGUUGCUCCUUAUGGCAUCACAACAGGGCAACACAUGGGCAAACCACUUCCUCCUAAUAACCAGACCAAAUCAGAGAAUGAGGCUGCAAAAAAAAUAUCCGAUAUUCUGACAUAAUAUGGCAAUUAGACAGGGCAUAUUUGUAAGCCUAAAUAAUAACAUGAAUACAACAAA
Messenger RNA from Alosa sapidissima (American shad), 915 nucleotides. It is a transcript of the gene nqo1, whose product is annotated as NAD(P)H dehydrogenase, quinone 1. NCBI's taxonomy places the organism in Eukaryota, Metazoa, Chordata, Actinopteri, Clupeiformes, Clupeidae. Gene Ontology annotation, cellular component: cytosol. The record is from RefSeq and is a predicted model, not a curated record. Gene Ontology annotation, molecular function: NAD(P)H dehydrogenase (quinone) activity. The transcript has 6 exons. The coding region runs from base 1 to 858 and encodes 285 amino acids.